Messenger RNA from Trypanosoma theileri, 1923 nucleotides. RefSeq lists its product as uncharacterized. NCBI's taxonomy places the organism in Eukaryota, Euglenozoa, Kinetoplastea, Trypanosomatida, Trypanosomatidae. The record is from RefSeq and is a predicted model, not a curated record. The coding region runs from base 1 to 1923 and encodes 640 amino acids. The transcript has a single exon.
AUGCCUUCAGCAUCGGCUUCAUCUUCCUCAUCAUCUCUCUCACCUUCAUCUUCCUCUCCCAGCAGCAGCAGAAGCAGCAGCAGCAGUGGUAGUAGUAGUAGUAGCGGCACCAGCAGCGGCUCGUCCAACUCUUCAAGAGAGAAUGUUGAAAAGAAAAUCACAGGUGUUCGUGCAGUAUCACGACAGACAUCAUCUUCUGGUAUUCGUCGUGUGCAAUUGAACCCAAAAUUGCUUUUUGAGAAAACAGAUGUUGGCUGGAUUGAUGUACCAGCAGGAGCGGGAAGUGUUUUGCGUCGUAUUGUGGCAAACUACGAUGAUUUCCCAGAAGGGCGCUACCGCGUUGUGGAUUAUUUUCGAACUGCUGUGGAGAUGUUUAUAACACAGCUUCGGCACGAAUAUACACAUCAACGACAGCAAGCACAGAAGGCAGGUAGGGCAAUGGCACGCUUUACUUGGCGAAAUAAAGGGGAAUUGGCUAUCUGCUUUGCGGCAUCAUGUGAUAUGCUCAAAUUACUGUACGAUCGACUUCGUCCUGGUCCCGAUAGACCUAGUUGGGAAGGUUUUGUGAAUCAAUUUAUUCUCUUCCUUAUAAAUGAAUCAAGAGUUCCACCCACUAUACUGACAGAACAAACAUACAACACAAAGUUUUUGGAUUGGCGAAAAGGAGGCACCCGCUAUCAAGGGGAUCAGUUAGCUUCUAAUGUUCGCUUUCCUUCUGCAGAGGAGCGACGUUUAAAGAUUGAGACAUAUCUCCGCUCAGGCGCAGGGUACAACAUAGAGUCAACCGUUCUAGAGGUACCAGUAGUGGUACAAAAUGUGCGGGAAAGCAGUGCUCUUGUUAACAUUAAUAAUACUACCACUACUACUACUACUACAACUACUUCUACUUCUAUCACUACUACAACUACUUCUCCAGCAGCUAUUAGUAAUGGUAGUGGUAAUGGUAGUAGUCCGAUAGCCCCUUUUGUUGGUUUUCCGCGUGGACAAGCCCCUGUAAAGGUACCAACAAAAUUAAGCAUGAAAGGACCACCAGUGCUUGUUGCUGGAAAACAAGCAGUAGAUGAGUAUAGACACUUGCAGUGGCUUGCAAAACUGACACAGAUCACUGGUGGGUCUCCAACUCUUGAGUUCCCUGAAGAACGUUCUCAUAUGAUACUAGCUUUUGUACGCUUCUGCGAGACAUCUGAAAUACCUGAUCAUUUUAUUAUAAUUAUGAAUAUAUUGAUAAAAUCCAGUGAAAAAAUUCAAGACGUUUUUGAGCGAGGUGGUGGUAUAGUCGUACUACGUCGUUUUGUCGGUACCCUUGUACGGUUAAAGGAUGCCAAUGGACUGAUGAACCUUAUUGAUCGAAUACUCCGCAUGAAACUUACGGCUUGGGGUCAUAGCAGCCAGCAGUCGUGGCUGCGGGACUUGGUUGGAAACAGCGGCGGAGAUCUGAAGUGGAUGCGUGCGCUUGAUAUGAUACCUGCAGAAAAACAGAAGACGUGGGAAACGCUCGUCUCAACACUGGAGGAGCGCUACGUACUAGCCGUCUCACGAGAGACAGGAGCGCAACAGCAACAACAAGAACAACUACAACAACAAGAACAACGUGGAAUAAAAAGAGGACGUGUGGGGACGAUGGAAGAGGCGCUGCGUGCGUCGCUGGGCGACAGUGUAGGCGGCGGUACAUCGGCGUUGUGUGUUUCCACCGCCCUCUGCGCUGCACUGCCGUGUGAGUUGCGGGCCCCACCGCUCUCGUCAAGUAUAGAGCACGACACCAUUUCGUAUCUUAACAAGAAACGGCAGCUCUGCGAGGAGGCACAAGUAUCGUGGCGCGUGGCCAUUCUCAACGCACUAAACGGCAGAUGUGCCGGAAUGCCGAUUCCGUUGUGGUACGAUCCAUACGAGCUACUCGGCGUCGAUCCGCAUGCCGGCAGCUAA